GAUGAAUUCUCCUGGGGACCAUCUCACCCCUGCUUCCCACACCUCAACCCUCACGUCCCGAUUUCCUCCCCUCUCUACCAAACAACACGCAUCAUCCGGAUCAAGCGCGAUUGGAUGAUCGUUGGGGACCUCGCGCCCACGUUUGCGAACCUGUAUCCGGAAGUGCUGGAUCCGAUGAUCCCGGAAGACGAGUUCCGCGCCAUCGUGAAGAAGAUCAAUGGCGUGUUGAUUGAGGAGUUCAGUCCCUGGAGUACGCGGGCGUGGGUCGAUGCCUUCAUGGGCGUCGCGACGGGGUGGCUGUGGGAGGACUUCGGACUGAGCCAGGUGAAGUUGCGGUUGCGGGAGUUGGAGAAUUGGAUUGAGGACUGGAAUGAGAGGGUGGGGGCGAGGGAAGGAGUGAGGAUUAUUCCGUUAAGGAGAUCAGCAUAUAUGACGAUUGAUAUUCAAAUCCCCGAUCCACAUAUCGGC
Molecule: messenger RNA, 468 nt
Organism: Eremomyces bilateralis CBS 781.70
Lineage: Eukaryota; Fungi; Ascomycota; Dothideomycetes; Eremomycetales; Eremomycetaceae
Exons: 2
Biological process (GO): protein targeting to membrane; peptidyl-L-cysteine S-palmitoylation
Cellular component (GO): endoplasmic reticulum palmitoyltransferase complex; extrinsic component of endoplasmic reticulum membrane
Source: RefSeq, a predicted model, not a curated record